This is a messenger RNA of Anopheles moucheti, 1431 nucleotides long. RefSeq names its product angiopoietin-related protein 6-like. Lineage: Eukaryota; Metazoa; Arthropoda; Insecta; Diptera; Culicidae. The record is from RefSeq and is a predicted model, not a curated record. The transcript has 2 exons. Bases 30 to 920 code for a protein of 296 amino acids.
GUGUCUUGUUCAGUGCAUAAACUGUCAAGAUGAAAGUGGUCAUUGGAAGUGCGAUCGUGCUGUUCCUUGUCUGUAUCGAGAUUGAUUCUAACGUAACUGGCUAUGGUUACGAAAUGAUCUCCAACCGUCUCGAUUCAAUGCAAGGUAUUGAAUCGAAUCUACUCACCUAUACAAACGAUACGGUACAGCAGCUAACAAAAAUGGUACAGCUAUUGACCCGGCUUCAGAUGCAACCGGGCAGCCCCAAUGCUCCUUCCACACCGGUAUCGGUUGGAGCGUCCUGUCGGGAUGUUCCGAGCCGCGUGUCCGGCAUCUAUCGUAUCGAUCCGGACCAUCCCUUCCACGAACCGAUGACGGUGCUGUGUGAUCAACAGUACGAAGGUGGCGGUUGGACCGUGAUCCAACAGCGUAUGGAUGGUACGGUGAACUUCUUUCGCGACUGGAAGGACUAUAAGAAUGGGUUUGGUACACUGCACGGAGAGUUCUGGCUGGGGUUGGACCAGAUCCAUCGAUUAACGAACGUAGCUCCGCACGAACUAGCCGUUCUGUUAGAAGAUUUCGACGGCGUGAAAGCGGCGGCUCGGUAUCAAAAGUUUCGAAUUGCUGCGGAAACCCUCAACUAUGCUAUAGUCGAGCUGGGUAACUGUAACCCUUGUGGGGCUGGUGAUGCGAUGCGUAUUCAUCUGAACGAAAGCUUCUCAACGUACGAUCAUGAUAAGAGCAAGGCACCGUUCAACUGUGCCGCCGCGUUCAAAGGUGGCUGGUGGUUUUAUCGAUGCCAUCGGUGUCACCUGAAUGGAGAUUAUCUUCACGGCAAGCUAACCGAAGCCCAGGACUCGCACGGCCUCAUGUGGAUGGACUUCCGAGGCGACAAGUAUUCACUUAAGAAGACAACGAUGAUGAUUCGACCAAUAAAGUAAUUAAGAGCUGUAUAUCAAUAUGCAUGGUAAGAAGUAAAAGUGUGAAGUGCUGUCUAUUCGGGUUUUUAUUGUACAUAAACAUAUAUAAGAAUUCUGAGCAGGAAAGUAGAGCUGAACUGAAUUUUGUUGCACUUUCAACAAAUAACCCUAGCUACAAGCGGGGAUCCACAGAAAUAUUCAAUUAUCAACGCUAUAGGCUAGCGCUGCUUCUGUACUUAUCAGGUUGUAAGGGUGAACGGUUCAGAAGUUCAUCGCUGUCGUCGUGUAUGAAACAAUUGAACGUCUAUCAAUUAGUGAAAGAACGUUUACUCAUGACCCUCACACUGCCCCUGUAGAAUGUCUCUCAUAACAUUACGAUCUAGGUCGUCCGUUGUCAUUCUUAUGACGUGACUAGCACACCGGAACUUAUUGAGUCACGUCCAAUCACAACCAAAAAAGUGUAGUACAUUUAUUACUGUAGCGUAGCUUAGUUUACUAAGCUGUAACUAAACAAUGUGAUGCUUUUUUUAAU